CUAGCACACCAUCCUAACAACUAACAAGUGACAACCCGUUAUCACGCAGUAACAGAAAAACACGUCAACCGCCACAACUAACUCCGUCUCAACCACCACAUCAAUGUCCUCCGCCAUCGUUUUCGGCGGAGCAACCGCCGCAAAACCACCAACAUUACUCAAAAAACACCUCAGCGCAGUCGCCAAGUUCCACUCCCCCAAACCCAACCUCACACGUUUCGAAUUUCAGAAGAGAAUCCAAUAUCCCAAUGGCUCAGCCUCUCUCCGCCCUGUUCUCCGCCUCCGUGUUUCUUCCAACGACGCUCAGUUCAAAUCAGCUCCCGAAAACAACAACCAACACAAACAACAACUGCAACCGAGUUUCACUGAGUUCAUCACUUCUGAACGAGUCAAAGUGGUGGCGAUGCUCGCUCUUGCUCUCGCUCUCUGCAACGCUGAUCGUGUAGUCAUGUCCGUUGCCAUUGUUCCUUUAUCGCUCGCUAAUGGUUGGAGCCGAGCUUUUGCUGGAAUUGUUCAGUCUUCAUUUCUGUGGGGGUAUUUGUUAUCGCCUAUAGGUGGAGGGAUGUUGGUGGAUAACUAUGGUGGCAAAGUGGUCAUGGCUUGGGGUGUGGCAUUGUGGUCACUUGCUACUUUUCUUACUCCCUUUGCUGCAGAGAGCUCACUUUUGGCUCUACUUGCGGUCCGUGCUUUGCUUGGUCUUGCUGAAGGUGUAGCUCUUCCUUCCAUGAAUAACAUGGUAGCCAGAUGGUUUCCUCAAACUGAACGGGCAAGGGCUGUUGGAAUUUCAAUGGCUGGAUUUCAGCUUGGAUGUGCGAUAGGGCUCACGCUUGCUCCCAUUCUAAUGUCACAAGGAGGUAUAUUUGGUCCAUUUGUGAUUUUCGGCUUGUCUGGGUUUCUUUGGGUGUUGGUGUGGUUGUCAGCGGCAUCAAGCACUCCUGACAGAAGUCCUCAGAUAUCAAAAUAUGAGCUGGAGUAUAUAUUGAAUAAAAGACAACAUUCUUUUCCGGUAGAGUCAAAGAAAGUUAAAGGUAUUCCUCCCUUCAGACGCUUGCUUUCAAAGAUGCCAACAUGGUCUCUAAUUGUUGCAAACGCCAUGCAUAGCUGGGGGUUUUUUGUUGUUCUUUCUUGGAUGCCCAUAUACUUCAACUCAGUAUAUCGUGUGGAUAUCAGGCAGGCGGCAUGGUUUAGUGCCGUUCCAUGGGUUGUGAUGGCUAUCAUGAAUUACCUUGCUGGCUUUUGGUCAGAUAUGAUGAUACAAAGUGGUACCAGUGUGACUUUGACUCGUAAGAUUAUGCAGUCGAUUGGUUUUGUUGGUCCUGGACUUAGCCUCAUUGGUUUAGCAACAGCAAGAAACCCCUCGGUUGCUUCAGCUUGGCUUACAUUAGCCUUUGGCUUGAAAUCUUUCGGUCACUCUGGAUUUCUUGUGAACUUUCAGGAGAUCGCACCACAGUAUUCUGGUGUUAUACAUGGAAUGGCAAAUACUGCUGGAACAGUUGCUGCUAUAAUUGGAACAGUCGGAGCUGGCUUUUUUGUUGAGCUAUUUGGUUCAUUCCGAGGAUUUCUGUUGCUUACAUCACUCUUAUAUUUUCUUGCUGCCCUUUUCUACUGCAAAUUCUCUACAGGAGAAAGAGUAAAUUUUGAUGAUCCUGUUGGCUGACGAGUACCGGAAGCUAAAUAGAGUUCAACUGUACAGUUCAAUUACUUGUACAUGAGAGGAGAUUAAGUGAAGAAUGACAACGUUGGUUUACAUUUUCUUAUUGUCAUGUUCUGUUGUAUAAGAGACACCUACCAUCUAUCAGGUGUAAAAUUGUUGUAUAGUUUUUUUAAUUGCAUUAAGGGUUUCUUCUACAUGCAUUUGAACAUUUUGAUAUUCUAACCUGUGAAGAACACAUGAAAAAUAGAAAGAACAAGAUCAAAAUAUGAGGUGGUAUAAGGUGCACCACAUUUUAA
Molecule: messenger RNA, 1950 nt
Organism: Trifolium pratense (red clover)
Lineage: Eukaryota; Viridiplantae; Streptophyta; Magnoliopsida; Fabales; Fabaceae
Product: probable anion transporter 4, chloroplastic
Exons: 9
Coding region: 104-1657 (517 amino acids)
Biological process (GO): transmembrane transport
Cellular component (GO): plastid
Molecular function (GO): phosphate transmembrane transporter activity
Source: RefSeq, a predicted model, not a curated record